Molecule: messenger RNA, 1379 nt
Organism: Aspergillus sclerotioniger CBS 115572
Lineage: Eukaryota; Fungi; Ascomycota; Eurotiomycetes; Eurotiales; Aspergillaceae
Product: aromatic ring-hydroxylating oxygenase subunit alpha
Exons: 2
Coding region: 108-1379 (423 amino acids)
Molecular function (GO): iron ion binding; 2 iron, 2 sulfur cluster binding
Source: RefSeq, a predicted model, not a curated record
AUGAAGCAAAGGACCCAGGAAGACAUAUCUCGUUCACGUUCACCGAGCCUCCUUGACACUUCCACUACAUCUUCGCUCGUGAGGAUAUCCUACUACUGGUCUAUACGAUGGCGUCAUUGUGGAACUACCUUGGACUUGAAAACGCCUCGACGGCUCCACCAGCCGAAAACGGUGCAGUGAGAGCUCUCCCGGCCCCAUGGUACACUUCCCAGGAGAUGUUUGAGCUCGAGAGACGGGCCAUCUUCUCCCGCAAAUGGUUGUUGACCACGCACCAACUGAGACUGCCCAACACAGGAGACUGGCUGCAGUAUGAAGUGUCCGGUUUCAACUUCGUGCUGGUUCGGGACCGCGAGGGAAGCAUCAACGCCUUUCACAACGCUUGCCGACACCGGGCCUUUCCCUUAGUCACCGAGGAGAAGGGGUCUUCUCGAAUCUUCGCUUGCAAGUAUCACGGCUGGUCGUACGGCCUCAACGGGAAAUUGGCCAAGGCCCCCGGCUACCAGGAUGUGGAUGGCUUCGACAAAAGCCGGAACGGGUUGUUGCCUAUCCAUGUCCAUCUCGACCACAACGGUUUCAUCUGGGUCAACCUCGAUGCCGGGGAGAAGCCGCAGAUUGCGUGGGAGGACGAUUUCAAAGGCAUCGAUGUCCAACCACGGUUCGACAUGGUCAACUGGGAUGAAUACACCUUCGACCACACCUGGGAGAUGGAGGGAAGCUACAACUGGAAGAUCCUGGCUGACAACUACAACGAAUGCUAUCACUGUCAGACAACGCACCCCGAUAUCCCGGCAUUGGCUGACCUAGCCACGUACUCGGUUGACACCAAGGAUGGCGGCAUCAUCCAUGACGCCCACUCCAAGCCGGACCAGAUCGCCGCGGGUCUCCGGAUUGCCAGCACGUAUUAUUUCCCGAACGCGUCCAUGACGGUCUCGCCACACUUUUUCUUCAUGCAGCGAUUUGUGCCGAUUUCCCCCACCCGGUCGGUGAUGAAGUACGAGGUCUACCGGAACAAGCACUCGAGCGACGCCGACUUCGAGCUAAUCGACUCCAUGUACAAGCGCAUCAUGUCGGAGGACAAGGAUCUGUGCAAUCUGACGCAGAAGAAUCUCAAUGCCGGGGUUUUUGUGAAUGGAGAGCUUCACCCGCAGAUGGAGAAGGGCCCGCUGUACUUCCAGAAGGUGGUCCGCGACGUUGUGCUGGAGCAUUCCCGACGUGAGGAGAAGGCUGGGCAGGAGAUCUGGCCGGCGCGACAGAACCUGCCCAAGGAGGCGUCGGCUAGUGCCAAGGACGUUCAGUUCUGCUCCAACUUGAGUUGUCAGGCGGGCAAGGAGUGCUGCUCCAACCUCGAGUCUCGGACACCAGCAACGGUCGCAUGGUGA